Molecule: messenger RNA, 945 nt
Organism: Camponotus floridanus (Florida carpenter ant)
Lineage: Eukaryota; Metazoa; Arthropoda; Insecta; Hymenoptera; Formicidae
Exons: 5
Coding region: 1-924 (307 amino acids)
Source: RefSeq, a predicted model, not a curated record
AUGUAUAAAAUAAAAAAAGUUCUUUUUACAACUGACAAUUUUGAAAAAGCAAAAAAAAAGUUGCAAAAAUAUGAAUGGACAUCUGAUAUCGCGACAGAUGACAAUGAAAAUAUUAUUGGAAAAAGGAAUAGAACAAAACCAAAAAAGUAUAUAACAACAUCAUCUGAAUCUUCUAAUGAAGAAUUGACAUCACAUGCAACUAUCAAUAAAAAGAUACCUCCUAGGCCUCCUCAAAUUGUGAAGAAUACUUUAUAUAAUAAAUUCAAUAUAGUUAAAGCAGUGAGUGCACAUUCAUCAUCAUUAUCUCAUUGUCAGACACAUUUCAAAGAAACAUCUACUCCCGUAAAUCUCAUUGAGGAAGUAACAACAAAUACAGAAAAAGAGCUCGAAAAUGAAAGUGUUUCAAACGUUAUAAAUAAUACCACAGUUCUUUUGAAAGCACUUGUUUUCGUUAAGCAACAGAAUCGACAAAUAAUACAUCAAAACGAAGAAAUUCUUAAAAUAUUAAAAAAUAAGGAACGUUCUCAGGGCCCAAAUUUUCAAGAGCCAAAUUUACCUGUACAACUACCAUUGAAAAAUUUUGAAGAAGUGACUCUUCUUCAUGAUCAUAUAAAUGACAACGAGAAUUUUUCUGAAUUGAUAUCAUAUUUGUCAACAUUAGGAGGCCAUGAUGUUACUUCGAAAACAAACGCUAUUUUAAGAAAGAUUCUUACUAAUGAAGUGGCAUCUCACUACAGUUUUCUUGGUAGCAAAAACCAAAAGAAAGCAUUUCCAACAAUAAAUUUGAAUAGAGCAGUAAUUAGAGCAGUUCAAAUUGCAAUACCACAAACAUCAGAAGAUGAUGUAACUGUUUGCAUUAAAAACUGGUUGAAACCUUCCCCUCAACGUCUUACAUUGGAGUUAAAAAAACAAAAUAAUCAGUAAAGAAACAUUCUUUAUUCGUGC